AUGAAUGGCCCUACAUUUCAGGACCCCGUCUAUGGCAGUAAUGUCGUGACAGGGAUCACUGCGACAGGCAAUGCUCAUCAAACCUUCAACUUCAAUCAAUGCGCCGAGGCAAAGCCAAAGGCAUUCUAUGCCCUGCCUUAUGAGAAGAAUCAAGAUUUUGUUUCGCGACCCGAUAUCACAUCGCGGCUUGAAGAGCUUUUGCCUAUGAAUUCAGAUGAAUUUAGAAGUGCAGCACUAUGGGGACUUGGAGGCUCUGGCAAGACACAAGUCGCUCUGGAAUACGCAUACAACCGAUAUCGCAAGAGCCCUUGUUCUGUAUUCUGGGUUCAUGCUGACAACGAGGCUACUUUUGCCCAUGAUUAUAGCUCAAUCGCUAAAGUAUUGGGUUUGGAAGGUCAAGGCAGCGGACCUGAGCUUCUGCAAAAUGUCCGACACAAGAUCGAGUCCCUGGAAAAGUGGCUCUUGGUUCUCGACAAUGCCGAUGAUUUAUCGCUUUUUGGCGCAGGCCCAACAGUGAGCAAUCGGACCAGCAAAUUUCUAGAUUUUAUCCCCAAAGGCCCAAAUGGCACUAUUCUAUGGACAAGUCGCGAUGAAUCUAUCGGUGGAAGUCUCGUGGGGACCCAAAGAAGCAUUCCGGUUUCGAAGAUGACUUUCGCAGAAUCCAAGGCAUUGCUUGAUUCCACAAUCUCUCGACCAACAAGUCAAAAAGAGUUCAAAGACGUUUGCUCUCUGAUGGACGAGCUACAGCAUCUGCCACUUGCUAUCUCGCAAGCAGGGGCAUACAUGCGCAGAACAGACACUUCCAUCAGCCAGUACCUCGCAGACUUGAAAGAAGAGCAGGCGCGCUGGCGCGUAUUGAAGGAGACCGAGUUCGACAAACAUAGAUCGCAUGGAAAUUCCAACAGCAUCCUUGAGACCUGGAGUAUUUCCAUUCGUCGCAUCAGGCAAGAAAACGAGAUGGCAUAUGAGAUUCUCCAUAUCCUGGCCUACUUUGAUAACCAGAAUAUCCCUCAACCGCUAGUCGAAGCCGCUGCUGAGCACGGAUGUGAUGGAAAUGCAGAGGGAACCCUCGAGAGUGAAAGGAGAAAGGCAGUUCGUCGAUUGAAGGACUUCUCGUUCCUGGUAGAGCGUCGUGUCGAUGAUGGCGAUGAACGGAACUUUGAGAUGCAUAAGCUCGUACAAGAUGCUGCUCGCUACGGCCUUCGCGUUACAGAUAUGCUGGAAACAGAGGACAAGGAACCAACCAAAGAGUCUCGACGCCUGAGGAAAUGGCUUAAGAAAUGGAUACAAAGCCCCAAGAAGAGUACCACAAAAACUAUCGACCAAGAAAAGAAGACGCCAACGAAGGGAGAGAAGUACUUUGCCGGUGCUGCGAGCGACAUCAUGCUAGGCUUGUAUCCUGAGGAAACAGACAUGGAAAAAGGAACAGGGCUAUGGGUUGAUUGCGAAAGAUAUAUGGCGCACGCACAACGCGUGUGCCACUGGGCGGAGAUGUUCAACAAAGAAGACACUGCGGUAUCGAUAAUAUGGCGCUACUCCAGGUAUCUUCAGCACUGUGGUAGAGCAGGGGAGGCCGUUGCACCCUUGACUCACCUCUUAGAUCUCACCGAGAAAACCUCUGGCGAGCACAGCUUCUGGUUCAUUUGGGGUCUUUACUCUCUUGCAGUGAGUUUCUCAUAUAUAGGAGACUAUCUGCCGUCAAUCGAUUGCUGCGAUCGGGCCCUGAGACUGGCUGCAGAGGGCAACGAAGACAACGCGUAUCUUGAGGUGGCGUGCAUGUCCAUGCUCUCGGAAUGUUAUAAGCAUCAAAAUCGCUUCGAUGAAGCAGAGAAGUUGGCUUUGGAAGCAAUGAAGCGAGGAAAAGAACAUGGCUGUGGAGACGCAGCCGUAUUUGACAGUAUGCAAGCUUUAGCAGAAGUCUACAUCCAACAGAAACGAUACGACGCAGCCGCGUCUAUUCUUGUCCAAGCUGUGGAAGAGUACCAGCCUACGCUUGGAAGCUUCUAUCCACAAAUGAUACCGGCUUACAACCACCUUGGAUCCAUAUACACUGAACAGGACAAACUUACUGAGGCUGAGCGAGCUUACAAAAAGGCACUGGAAUUCUGCCAUGCCACAUAUGGUGAAGAGCAUAUAGAUACAAUACGGGUUUGUGAUAACUUGUCCGUGAAUUGGGCUAGGCAGGAAAGGUUUGAGGAGGCGCUACAUAAGAUCGAUGAGACAUGUCGGUUGAGCGAGAAGAUGUUUGGGCGGAAUCACGAAAUUUCGAGCAAGGUAAGAGAUACGAGGGAAUGGAUUGAAUAUAUGAGGGAUCAUCAAUCAUGA
Molecule: messenger RNA, 2325 nt
Organism: Fusarium subglutinans
Lineage: Eukaryota; Fungi; Ascomycota; Sordariomycetes; Hypocreales; Nectriaceae
Exons: 2
Coding region: 1-2325 (774 amino acids)
Molecular function (GO): protein binding; ATP hydrolysis activity
Source: RefSeq, a predicted model, not a curated record